UCCGUUACCACGCCAUGAGAACAAAAUCUAUUCUUACCCUUUUGGGCGUGAUGGCCAUUAUGCAAGCACCCUGCGACGCCAACGCUGACCAAUCAGAUAUCGACGUUGCGAAAAAUCCACCAAUCACUGGUUCCGAUGUGGGAGUGAGACAAAGAGAUGCCCCAGAAGUAGUGUUGCAGUUGAAGUAUAAUGAAGGGGGACUGGAUAAGAUAUAUUUGACUCAGUUCAGGAAGGAGAGUAAGGGAUGGGAACCGCCAGUAGUCGCCCGGAGGUCGCUGUGUGCGGACCUGUGUUACUCAGGUCUUGGAGGCGGUUCCUGCGGCACAAACUGUCCAGAGCUGAUGCCAGUAGGUCUGAAGACAGCUCUGAUCAGCUCCAACACUACUGACAUGCUAUAUGGCGAACCUAGGGUGGAAGUUUGCCCCGUGCUGUGUAAGAAUGGAUUGGGUCAGCCGCUCUGCAACUGUGGCGACAACGAUCCGGAGCCGGUGAACUGGAGUGCCGUCUGCGGGACCUUCUGUUCGUCCGAUAACUACGUAUUGCGCGGAUGCCCUACCUGCGAGGAAUCAGCAACACCAGCGAUCACCGCAGCCCUCUCCACCUCCAGGUCCUUGAACACCGAGGAGGGCUGGAGGUCGUGGUGCAACGUGCAGUGCAGACAGGGGCAGGGCGGCGCCGCUUGCAACUGUGACAGGGCCCCCUUUCAGUAAACGAUCGUAUCGGAAAUGCCAAAAUGAGCCAUUAAAUCCGAACUAGACCAAAAUAACCAUAACUUCGAUAUAAACCAAGAAGUGAAUAAACUCAAACCUCUUUUCACUAGACCACGAGAUUGGGCAUACAACAUCAAAUAACAACACAUUUUUAUACCUAGCACAACUGUAGUUAGCAUAGCUUACAGAAAACCAAACCUACUCAAACCAACACAAUAAACAUAGCAAAAAUUGCCCAAAAUAAAUGGUAUACCAAACUAACUACAUAUAGAUAUACAUUGAAGAAAAAAAAAAUCGUCGAAAAUUGUAUUUUAGUUCAAUAGUCA
This is a messenger RNA of Pararge aegeria (speckled wood butterfly), 1036 nucleotides long. RefSeq lists its product as uncharacterized. Bases 15 to 710 code for a protein of 231 amino acids. The transcript is spliced from 5 exons. Lineage: Eukaryota; Metazoa; Arthropoda; Insecta; Lepidoptera; Nymphalidae. The record is from RefSeq and is a predicted model, not a curated record.